Messenger RNA from Chinchilla lanigera (long-tailed chinchilla), 2149 nucleotides. RefSeq names its product aquaporin 6, kidney specific (gene Aqp6). Gene Ontology annotation, molecular function: water channel activity; nitrate transmembrane transporter activity. The coding region runs from base 899 to 1735 and encodes 278 amino acids. Gene Ontology annotation, cellular component: apical plasma membrane; plasma membrane. Gene Ontology annotation, biological process: transmembrane transport. Lineage: Eukaryota; Metazoa; Chordata; Mammalia; Rodentia; Chinchillidae. The record is from RefSeq and is a predicted model, not a curated record. The transcript is spliced from 4 exons.
UGCACCACCACACCUAGGAAGGCAUGGUCUUUGACAAAAUGCCUUGAUGUAAUGCUGGAAGGGUUAGGGCCAGCAUAGCCACAGAAAUGGUUAGGCUACCCGACUUAGCAAAUAGGAAUUUGGAGGGCGCUGAGAGGGAAGUGAGCAGAGGGAGGGGUCGAGAGGGGGUGCAAGGGAAGGAAGAGGGGGAGAAGGGCUGGCGGGAGUUCCUGAGGAGGACAGUAGCGGUACCUGGUGCCAGGUAUAGCGUCCGGCACAGGGUGAGCAGCUCCACCGGCCCCUCCGCCCCCUCCCACGAUCGCGGCCUUCGUAAAGCUGACAUUCACAGUUUUAGGUGGAAAUGCAAGCGGGGGGCUUAAUUUCAUAGUUUAUGGGGUACAGGACAGGCUCGGCCUAUUUGGAGGCAGAGCUUGGAGACGGGUCAGGAGAGCUGGAGCCCUCGAAGCAGGCCUUGGGCUCGUGAGUCUGAGGGAUCUUGUCCUGUCUGCCCUGUGCCAGCAGCCCUCGGGCGAAACCGCUGUGAGCUGCAGGAGUCAGGCCGCUCAGUCAGUCUUGGUUGUGGCAUGGAAAACCUCCUGGGAGGUUCUAGCUCAGCUCUCAAGGACGCUGCCUUAUCUGCCCUCCACAUCAGGUGAGCUCAGGGGGAAGCAGGCACGUGAGCACCAGCCCUCCCAGGGUGCCCUCUGCCCACCCCCACGUGCAUAACCCACCAGCAGGCGAGUGUCGUCCAGUGUGGCCAGCUCCUUCCUCGGCAGCAGCGCAGUAGAAGAGCUGCAGGUGGGGUUGGUGAGGCCUCCACUCUUGGAGGCCAGAGUUAGGCAGAGACAAGAGACCAGGGCGGACAGGCGGAGGCCGCUCAAGGAAAGAAGGGGACAGCCAAGGCACCAGGCACGAGGACAUGGAGCCGGGGCCGUGGAGCGGGGCCAACACGCUGCUGUGCCGGGUUUGGACGGCAGUCAGCAAGGCACUGUUUGCUGAGUUCCUGGCCACGGGGCUGUACGUGUUCUUCGGCGUGGGCUCCGUCCUGCGCUGGCCCUCGGCACUUCCCUCUGUGCUGCAGGUCGCCAUCACCUUCAACCUGGCCACGGCCACGGCGGUGCAGGUCACCUGGAAGACCAGCGGGGCCCACGCCAACCCCGCGGUGACGCUGGCCUUCCUCGUAGCCUCCCACAUCUCCCUGCCCCGGGCCGUGGCCUACAUAGCUGCCCAGCUGGCAGGGGCCACUGUGGGGGCUGCUCUGCUCUACGGGGUCACCCCAGGAGACGUCCGAGGGACCCUCGGGAUCAACGUGGUCCAGAACAGCACCUCGACUGGCCAGGCAGUGGCAGUGGAGCUGGUUCUGACCCUGCAGCUGGUGCUCUGUGUCUUUGCCUCCACGGACAGCCGUCAUACACUGGGUUCCCCGGCCGCCAUGAUUGGGACCUCCGUGGCGCUGGGCCACCUCAUUGGGAUCUACUUCACUGGCUGCUCCAUGAAUCCAGCCCGCUCCUUCGGUCCUGCAGUCAUCAUUGGCAAGUUCACAGUGCACUGGAUCUUCUGGGUAGGCCCCCUGACAGGGGCUGUCCUGGCUUCGCUGAUCUACAACUUUAUCCUGUUCCCUGACACCAAGACUCUGGCCCAGCGACUGGCCAUCCUCAUGGGCACCACUGAGGUGGAGAAAGUCACAGAGGUGGAGGUGGAGCCUGAGAAGAAAGACUCCCAGUCCAGUUCGGGGGAUACAGAAGUGAGUGUGUGAGCCGGCAUAGCCCGUGCAGGCAGGAGCCCUGAGGGUGGGCAUCGGCCUGCAGGACUGGACUCCUGGCUUUUCCGGUGAGGGGCCUGGGAGAGGGGACCGGGAGGCUCGGUUUCUUGUUCUAACAGUGUGGGCUGGGUUGGGAGGGCGCCAGUCCCUAUCCCUGGCAUUACAUUUCUUUCCUCUUUUUAAAAAUGAUAAUGGGGAUGGAAUCUAGAGCCUCACACUAGGCAAGUACAUCACCACUGAGCUACAUCUAACUUCUUUUUUUAUUCUGAGAUAAAGUACUGCCAAGUUGUACAGGCUGGCCUCAAGCUCACCACCCUUCUGCCUCAGCCUUCUGAGUAGUGGGGUUAUAGGCAUACCACAUGUGCCUGUCUUCUACAAUUAUAGGUAAAAUAAAUCUUACAGCAAGUC